GUUCACGUCUCUUUUCUGAAAUCACUUCAUUAGCCUUCAGCACUUCUAACACAACUUCGAAGUAAUGGCUGCCGAAUCAUUAUCCUUGGCCGGAAAGGUCGCCAUUGUAACUGGCUCUGGCCGUGAGAACGGCAUCGGCGCCAGCAUAGCCAGGGCAUUGGCUCGGAACGGCGCAUCUGUCACCGUGAACUACGUAUCAGAUCAGUCGGCCUCCCGCGCCGAAAAUGUCGCACAGGAAAUUCGAGACCUAGGUGCUCGAACAACCAUAGUACAGGCCGGCGUUGAGACUCAGGCUGGAGCUGCCAAGAUUGUUACAGACACCCUGAAGGCAUUCGAUACCGACCAUGUUGAUAUCCUUGUCAACAAUGCUGGAUUAGGCAGCUUCGGUCACUUACUAACCAUGGCCCCCGAGCAUCUCCAGCGCGAGUUCUCCGUGAAUGUCUUUGGAACUCUCUUCAUGACCCAGGCCGUCGUCACUCAAGGAAAGAUGCCCCGUGGCGGUCGCAUCAUAAAUAUUGGGUCAAUAAUGUCCCAAAUGGGCCCAGAAAAACUUGGCGUCUAUGCUGCUACAAAGGCAGCUACGAACUCUCUCACUGCGACGUGGGCUUGGGAGCUUGGACGCACUCACGGCAUCACGAUCAACACUGUAGCACCAGGGCCCGUCAUUACGGAUAUAAAUGCCGAAGCGUUUGGCGAAAAGCCGAUGGACAAAGAGACGUUAAAUGCCCGUUACUGCGCACAGGCCCGUGCCGAAGAACGUAUAGGCACAACUGAAGAUAUCGCUGAUGUCGUACUUCUCUUGACCUCUGAGAAGAGCCGUUGGAUCACGGGACAGAUGGUUUCAGUCGAUGGUGGCUUAACCGUUAAGUAGAAGAGCGGCGAUGUCGGAUUUCUGUCAAAGAGGAUGGUGAACGGGAUAUGAAGACCCAACCUUCUCCUUUUAUAAAGACUAUGGCUCAUUUCAGAACCUUUUGAAGUGCUUCAACGUAUAUAACGCGCCUGAUCUGACUUCUUGUCAGUUCAUCUGGCCGUGCUCUGGUGGUCAUCUAUGACAGCAUGUGAAUGAGCAGCAUGAUCAGCCACUGAAAUGGAUAGUUUUACAGUAGUUCUUCAAUAUUUUCCUAAGGUGACAUGAAGCCCAUCCGAUUCUACCGUGUUGACAAAACCCAUGUUGCUGAUGAUUUUACUACUCUCAUUCCCCCCCUGGAGUGCGCACAGCCGAUUACUUUAGCGACUUCACCUCCUCCUCGUGCACCCCUCCAGGCGCAAAUGCAUACGCAUCCACACGAGCUUUGGAGAACUGGCGUGUGGAUACAUUGUUGCGAAACAGAAUAUCUAGCUCUUCGUACGUGCGACCUUUGAUUUCAGGG
Molecule: messenger RNA, 1370 nt
Organism: Pseudomassariella vexata
Lineage: Eukaryota; Fungi; Ascomycota; Sordariomycetes; Amphisphaeriales; Pseudomassariaceae
Exons: 3
Coding region: 65-871 (268 amino acids)
Molecular function (GO): oxidoreductase activity, acting on the CH-OH group of donors, NAD or NADP as acceptor
Source: RefSeq, a predicted model, not a curated record